This is a messenger RNA of Larimichthys crocea (large yellow croaker), 4042 nucleotides long. Its product is annotated as zinc finger protein 850. Gene Ontology annotation, biological process: regulation of gene expression. Lineage: Eukaryota; Metazoa; Chordata; Actinopteri; Sciaenidae. The transcript has 6 exons. The record is from RefSeq and is a predicted model, not a curated record. Gene Ontology annotation, cellular component: nucleus. Bases 132 to 3638 code for a protein of 1168 amino acids.
UCACUGUCGGACCAUAGCAACGUAACACCCAGCGGAAGUAAACAAUAGGCACUAGCAGCGUUAGCUGCAUUGAAUGAGGUGUUAGACGAUAUUACAGGACAGCUCAUCAUUUAAUCUUUAAUCAAACAACAAUGACUUCAUUUGAGUAUUUGAGAGAGUUUGUCAAUGACAGACUAACUGCUGCUGCCCAAGAAAUAUUCAGAGUUUUUGAAAUGACUGUGGUCGAGUAUGAAGAAGAGAUCAGCCGUCAGCGCAGACUGCUGGACGUGGUUUGGAAACCUGAAAUAAAGUUACACAGGAUAGAGCUCCCACAGGAAGAUGUCUGUACUAAAGAGGAUGUUCUCACUGUCCAGCAGCUCUGUGACGAGGAGAGGAGCUUCAGCUUGGACGAAGAAGACCCAGAACCUCCACAGAUGAAAGAGGAAGACUGCACCGAUGAGGAAGAAGAGCAGCCUGUACUGAAGCAGGAGGAUGACACCUUUAUGUUGACUCCUACUUAUGAGGGAAGUGAGCACAGUGAAGCAGAACCAAACAGUGACCACCAGGUUUUUCAUGUUUCUGAAAGCCAAGAUCAGACAGGAGACAAACAUGAAGACUCGGGAUCAAGUAUAGCUGCAGAGCAAGGACCAAAGAAAAGACGGUCAGAGGCUGAACAUAAUAUUCAUACGGGUAAAGAGUCUUUGAAGUGUGACAUCUGUGGGAAAGCCUUUAGCUUUAAGUCAAAAUUGCAGAGACACCUGCGUGUCCACACAGGCGAGAAGCCGUACGUUUGCAAGUUCUGCGGGCAAGGAUUCGGUUACAUGUCGGUACUGAAAACUCAUGUACGAAUCCACACAGGGGAGAAACCAUAUUCAUGUAAAACAUGCGGGAAGAAUUUCACACGUUGUACUGCCCUGAAGGCCCACACGAGAACACACACAGGAGAGAAGCCGUACCUUUGCAAGACCUGCGGGAAAAGGUUCUGCGCCUUGCCACCGUUAAAAAGGCACAUGGAUAUCCACACGGGCGAGAAGCAGUUCAUUUGCAGAACGUGCGGGAAAAGAUUCUGUCGGACGUCGGAAUUGAACGCUCAUGUGAGGAUACAUACAGGCGAGAAGCCAUAUUCAUGCCAAACAUGUGGGAAAGAUUUCAGGCUCAGUAGUGUCUUGAAGGUCCACAUGAGAACCCACACAGGCGAGAAGCCGUACCUCUGUAAAACAUGUGGGAGUUAUUUCAGUUGUAGCAGUGGCUUGUUGGUCCACAUGAGGAGAGUCCACACCCCUGAGAAGCCACAAACCGUACCACAUUGUAACAUAGAUAAAUACAUGAAAAUAACAAUGUCUUCAGUUGAGCAUUUGAGAAAGUUUAUCAGCGACAGACUGAGUACUGCUGCCCAGGAAAUAUUCGGAGUUUUUACAAAAACUAUCGUCGAGUACGAAGAAGAGCUCGACCGUCAGCGCAGACUGCUGGUUGUCAGAAAGUUACUCAGCACAGAGCUCCAACAGCAACAUGUCUGCACUAAAGAGGAGGAUCUCAUUGACCAGCAGCUCUAUGACAAGGAGAGGAGCUCCAGUCUGGACCAAGGGGACCCAGAGCCUCCACAGAUCAAAGAGGAAAAUGAGGAAGUCUGCACCGGGCAGGAAGGAGAACAGCUUGUACUGAAACAGGAGGAAGAAACUCUUAUGGUGACUCCUGCUUGUGAGGGAAUUAAAGAUUUUAUUCCUGACAAAAGCCAAAGUGAAGCAGAAACAGAUUUUCAAUCAAGAGAUGAAUCCGAUUAUGUCAAUUUUCCAAACAAACAUCGGAGUCCCAGAAAGUUUUUCGAAGACCACCAGCUCCUCUUCAACAACUCUCAUGUAGCUCAGGGCCAAGAUCAGGAAGGAGGAAAGCUAGAUGCAGAGCCAGAAGCAAAGAGGAGUCGUGACAAAUGUCAGGGUCCCAAAAAGUCUUUCAAAUGUGACAUUUGUGGAAAAGAAUUUGAUAAAAAUUCAAGACUGGAGAAACACAUGAGAAGUCACACGGGUGAGAAGCCGUUUAUAUGCAACACCUGUGACAAAGGUUUCAAAUGUGGUGAAGCCUUGGUGAUCCACACUAGAACUCACACAGGUGAGAGGCCAUUCGUUUGCACAACCUGCAACAAAUCUUUUAGCAACAAUCCAGUUCUGAAAAGGCACAUGGCAACCCACUCUGGUGAGAAGCCGUUUAUUUGCACAACAUGUGGGAAAGGUUUCUGUCUGGCAUCAGCAUUAAGAAUUCAUAUCAGAGUACAUACAGGUGAGAAGCCGUAUUCAUGCACAAUAUGUGGGAAAAGUUUCAGAUUCAGUAACGUCUUGAUAAGGCAUAUGAGAAUCCACACAGGCGAGAAGCCGUACGUCUGUAAAACAUGUGGAAAUGCUUUCCGAUGUAACAGUGGCUUGAUGGUCCACAUGAGAAAAUUCCACCCUGAUAAGGAGCCACAGCACUGCAAAACCUUUAAGACAAUGUCUUCAGCUGAGCGUUUAAGAAAGUUUGUAAACGACAGACUGAGCGCUGCAGCUCAGGAAAUACUCGGAGUUUUUAUAAAAACUAUCGUCGAGUACGAAGAAGAGAUCGACCGUCAGCGCAGACUGCUGGAUGUGGUCUGGAAACCUGAAGUAAAGUUACUCAGCACAGUUUCUCCAGAGCUCCCACAGCAACAUGUGGAGGAGGAUCUCACUGACCAGGAGAGGAGCUCCAGUCUGGACCAAGGGGACCCAGAGCCUCCACAGAUGAAAGAGGAAAAUGAAGAAGUCUGCACCGGUCAGGAAGGAGAACAGCUUCUACUGAAACAAGAGGAAGAAACUCUUAUGGUGACUCCUACUUGUGAGGGAAUUAAAGAUUUUAUUCCUGACAGAAGCCAAAGUGAAGCAGAAACAGAUUUUCAAUCAAGAGAUGAAUCUGAUUAUGUCAGUUUUCCAAUGUUACAACCAAAUAGUGACCACCAGCUCCUCUUCAGCAACUUUCAUGUAGCUCAGGGCAAAGAUCAGGAAGGAGGAGAUGCAGAGCCAGGAGCAAAGAGGAGUCGUGACAAAUGUCUAAGUCGCAGAAAGUCUUUCAGAUGUGACAUUUGUGGAAAGGAAUAUCAGAGUAAGUCAGGAUUGCAGACACACCUGAGAAGUCACACGGGCGAGAAGCCGUUUAUGUGCAAAAUAUGUGGAAAGACGUUCAGCCAGCUGUCGACAUUAAACAUUCAUAUAAGAAUCCACACAGAUGAGAAACCAUAUUUAUGCACAACAUGUGGGAAAGGUUUCAGGUGCAGCGGUGCCUUGUUGAUCCACGUUAGAACUCACACAGGUGAGAAGCCGUUUGUUUGCGCAACCUGCAAGAAGUCUUUUGGUAACAAGCCGGCUUUGAAGAGGCACAUGCAAGUUCACACGGGUGAGAAGCCGUGCCUUUGCAAAACCUGUGGGAAGAGAUUCUUUGACCUUUCGACUUUGAAAGCCCACAGCAGGAUCCACACAGGUGAGAAACCGUUCUCUUGCAAAACAUGUGGGGAAGAUUUCAGAACGACCGGUCAGUUAAAGUUUCACAUGAGAAGAGCCCACGCUGCUGAGAAGCCGUACCUUUGCAACAUCUGUGGAGAAGCUUACUUUGAUCUGUCAGAUUUGUCCGUCCAUUUACAGUCACAUUCAGGCAUUUAGCCUUGUGUUCGCAAGAUAUGUGGGAGACGAUUCAGUUCUUUGUGAUUUACUCAGACUUUAUAAAAGACCUGAGGAUCAAUAUACACAAAUGCCAUCGAGCUGAAUCUCACUGGGAAGCGUGUUCACCUACUGAAUCAAAUACACAUUUGCAAAAGCUACAUUUCUGUGAUAAAAUGUAAUGUAAGUUUCGUAAAGAUGAGAUGUCAAUACCUCAGUUUAAAGUUUGAUUUAGCUGCUGUAUUACAGUACAUCCUACUUUUUGAGAAACAACAAUAAUAAUCUCCCAUAUGUUUGUUUUACACUCAGAGCACAGUGGCUGGUUUACUUAUGGUGUGUGGGUGAUGACUGAUUGUUGUGUGGAUAAGAGCAUUUGUAAAACGUAAUAAAUGUUCAUUUUCAAAGUA